AUGUCGGACGCAGUCCCCAUCGUCACACCGGGCGUCGAGCCUGAGUCCAUGGAGUCGCACUCCCCGCCAGGGAACCGCCAUGUACACGGAACAUGGGGGUCGAAAGACGGGAACAUGUCGAACGCCGAGUGGAAUGACCCAGAGGCGAACAAGCUGCCUGAAAAGGUAGCCGAGCUGGAGGAGAAGGGCGAGAUCCAUGACGAUCAUCCCCGCAAGAAGAUUGUUGUAGUGGGGUUGGGUAUGGUGGGCAUUGCAUUCAUUGAGAAACUCAUGAAGUACGAUGUGAGGCGGAGAGAGUACGACGUAGUGGUGAUUGGCGAGGAGAACCAUCUUGCAUACAACCGCGUUGGGUUGACGAGCUUUUUCCAACACCGUCAGGUUGAGAACCUGUAUCUCAACCCGAAGGAAUGGUACGCGGGAAUGCCAGAAGGAGCGCUGAGUUAUCACCUCAACACUCUCGUCACGGAAAUCAAUGCGGAGGAAAAGAACGUAAAGACGUCUUCAGGCGAAACCGUUUCUUACGACAUCCUCGUAAUGGCCACUGGGUCCGAUGCGCUUCUCCCCCGCCACACUCCCGGCCACGAUGCGGAAGGUGUCUUCGUAUACCGAACGAUAGAAGAUCUUGAGAGCCUUAUUAAGUUUUCCGCAACACGGAAAGGUACAACUGGCGCCGUUGUAGGCGGUGGCUUGCUGGGUCUGGAAGCCGCCCAUGCGAUGAUGGAUCUCGAAGAGUUCGCCAAAGUAAAGCUUAUCGAACGCAAUCGAUGGGUGCUUUCAAGACAAUUGGACGGCGAUGCGGGAGGCAUGGUCGUUGAGCAAGUGCAAGCGUUGGGCCUGGACGUUAUGCUGAGCAAGCGUGUUGGCAAGAUUCUGACCGAUGAGAAGAACUCCGUCAGGGGCGUGGUGUUUGAGGAUGGCGAGGAGAUGGAAUGCUCAUGCAUUUGCUUUGCUAUCGGCAUCAAAGCCCGCGACGAACUCGCUCGCAAAUCAGGCAUCAAGUGCGCAGACCGAGGAGGUGGUAUCGUUGUAGGAGACGACCUUUCUACUUCCAAGUCGGACAUCUACGCCAUCGGUGAAUGUGCAAGCUGGGAAAAUCAGACCUUCGGUUUGAUCGCCCCGGGAGUCGAGCAGGCGGACGUCCUCGCUUUCAACCUCACACAAGCCAAGGCCCAUGUGCCACGGAAGUUCAAACGACCAGACCUAAGCACCAAACUCAAGCUCCUGGGCGUGGAAGUUGCCAGCUUCGGCGACUUCUUCGCCGACCGCGACGGUCCCAAAGAUAUGCCUGGGCGCACAAGGGCUGACAAGAAAGAGGCAAACGGUGCGAACGGGACAACGGCAAGAGAGAAAGUCAAGAACUUGACAAAUGGGCCAGCUCCACACCCUGUCAAAGCCCUUACUUACAAAGAUCCCUUCCAGCAGGUAUACAAGAAGUUUCUGUUCACAGUGGACGGAAAGUACUUGCUGGGUGGUAUGAUGAUCGGCGACACGAAAGAUUAUAUCAAACUGGUGCCCAUGGUCACAAAACAGAAGCCGCUUGAGAUUCCUCCAAGUGAGCUGAUCAUCGGCGCGCAGAAUGGCGAGGACGAUGGUUCAGAUCUCUCGGGCGACACUCAAAUCUGCUCAUGCCACAACGUCACCAAAGACGAUGUUGUGAACUCCGUCAAGGACGGAACUUGCAAGAGCAUCGGCGACGUCAAGUCCUGCACAAAGGCUGGUACCGGAUGUGGUGGCUGCAUGCCCCUCGUGCAGACCAUUUUCAACAAGACCAUGGAGUCGAUGGGCAACGAAGUCAAGAACAACCUUUGCCCACACUUUGACUACUCGCGCGCCGACUUGUUCAACAUCAUCUACGUCAAGAAGUUGACAGAAUUUGCCGACGUCAUGAAGGAGUGUGGAAAGGAGCCCGAGUCCACGGGCUGCGAAGCCUGCAAACCAACUGUUGGAUCCAUCGUCACCUCCUUGUUCAACAAGCAUGUGCUCGAUGUAGACAAACGCGGUCUGCAAGAAACCAACGACAGGUUCCUGGCCAACAUCCAGCGAAACGGCACCUUCUCCGUCGUCCCUCGUGUAUCUGGAGGAGAAAUCACUCCAGAGAAGCUCAUCAUCAUCGGCAUGGUGGGCAAGAAGUACAACCUCUACACCAAGAUCACGGGUGGUCAGCGUAUCGACAUGUUUGGUGCGCGCAAACAAGAUCUUCCCGAUAUCUGGCAAGAGCUCAUCGACGGUGGAAUGGAGUCUGGACACGCAUACGCGAAGUCUUUGAGGACAGUCAAGUCGUGUGUCGGAACUACCUGGUGCCGAUUCGGUAUCGGUGACAGUGUGGGUAUGGCGGUACGCCUCGAGGAGCGAUACAAGUCGAUCCGUGGACCACACAAGAUCAAGGGCGGAGUGUCGGGUUGCGUGCGUGAGUGUGCUGAGGCGCAGAACAAGGACUUCGGCCUGAUCGCGACGGAGAAGGGCUACAACAUCUUCGUAGGCGGCAACGGCGGUGCGAAGCCAAGGCACUCGGAGUUGCUGGCAAAGGACGUACCUCCGGACGAUGUCGUCCCCAUUCUCGACCGCUACCUCUCCUUCUACAUCCGCACAGCCGACAAGCUGCAGCGAACAGCGCGCUGGAUGGAGAACCUGCCCGGCGGCAUCAAAUACCUCCAAGAAGUCAUUCUCGAGGACAAGCUCGGCAUCUGCGCAGACCUCGAGAAGCAAAUGGAAGAUCUUGUCGGCACUUUCUUCUGCGAGUGGACCGAGGUCCUCAAAGACCCCCAAAAACGCGCCUGGUUCAACCAGUUCGCAAACACAUCCGAGAACAUCAACGACACCAUCGAGCCCACGAAGGAGCGUGGCCAAGAGCGCCCAAGUUACUGGCCCAAGGACUCCGUCACAGAGGACUUCAAGGGCCACAAAUGGACCGACCUCGCCUGGCAGCCGAUGGUCAAGGCCGAGGAGUUCAAAGACGCGCCAACCGGCGACUCAAAGGCCAUCAAGCGCGGCGACACCCAGCUCGCCGUCUUCAAGGUCCGCGGCAAGUACUACUGCACGCAGCAAAUGUGCCCGCACAAGCGGGCCUUUGUCCUCAGCGACGGUCUCAUCGGCGACGACAUCGAAAACAACAAACUCUGGAUCUCGUGCCCGAACCACAAGCGUAACUUCGAGCUCAGCGGCGAGCAGGCCGGGCGCUGCGCAAACGACGAGUCAGUCAACAUUGCCACUUUCCCCAUCGAGGAGCGCGACGACGGCUGGCUGUACGUCAAGCUGCCGAGCAUCGAGGAACUGGACAGCGUGUUGGGCACAGAGAAGUUCAAGAUCAAGAAGAGUGAGACGGAGGAUCCGUUCGUCGCCUUGGACAAGAAGCUGGAGAGUCUGAAGUUGAAGGGCCGCAAGGGGUUCCAAGUCAGUCACCUCGAGGGCGGGCUGGGAGAGAAAGCAAAGGCUGCCAUGAUUCUCGCGGGUGGGGAGAAGGGGGCUGGAGGCUUGGACUGGUGA
Molecule: messenger RNA, 3483 nt
Organism: Dothidotthia symphoricarpi CBS 119687
Lineage: Eukaryota; Fungi; Ascomycota; Dothideomycetes; Pleosporales; Dothidotthiaceae
Product: nitrite reductase
Exons: 5
Coding region: 1-3483 (1160 amino acids)
Molecular function (GO): heme binding; nitrite reductase [NAD(P)H] activity; 2 iron, 2 sulfur cluster binding
Source: RefSeq, a predicted model, not a curated record